UGCCAAAAAUGAAACUGGUCGCAACGUUUGCAUUUUUCAUAAGUGUAAUUACGCUUAGUUACACUCUGCCAGUGGAAUCGAAACCAUGGACGCUCAUUCCUGACGGCGAAGGGCGCAUGCGUAUGGUGAAUAUCGAUCCGACGAAUAUACCAACUGAGGAGCAUGUGGGUGAACCACGAUUUAAUCCAGCGAAUGAUGUGGUGUUUCGUCUGUACACUAGGCGCAAUCCGGUUCAUUCCCAAGAUCUGCUAUGGUACGAUGCCACGUCUAUCACAAACUCAAAUUUCAACCCCGCUCAUCCGACACGAUUCCUGAUCCAUGGAUGGCUCGAAGGUGAGGAUGCUACCCUGCACUAUAUGAUCAAGGAUCACUAUCUACGAGUUGGUGACUUCAACGUGGUUGCUGUCGAUUGGGGGUCUGGAUCGCAAACCAUCAACUACAAAGCAGCUCGCAAUCGCGUCGGUGGCGUGGGAAUGAUUGUGUCUCGGUUAAUCGAUGUAAUUCGGUCUUCCACCGGACAGGCUCAAAGUCUGAUAAACAUUAUUGGAUUCAGCCUGGGAGCGCACGCUGCCGGCAAUGCGGGCAAGCACCAAAACGGGCAAUUAAAUACCGUCAUUGGUUUGGAUCCAGCUGGCCCACUUUUUUCAUCGGGACAGGCCGACAUAUUGACGAGCAGUGAUGCACUUUACACUGAAGCGAUAUACACCAAUGCAGGAAGGUUGGCAUUCGAUGGCCCAUUGGCACAGGCCAACUUCUAUCCCAACGGUGGACGGUCCCAGCCCGGUUGCAUCUUGGAUUUAAUCGGAAUUUGCGCCCAUAAUCGGGUCAACGAGCUCUUCGCGGAAUCAGUCUCUACGCAGACGCACUUCAUCGCUGUGCCUUGUGCUACUUACGACGAGAUUCGGAGAGACCGAUGUACCGGCGUCGGACCGGCGGCAAGAAUGGGAAGCGAGCCCUCGAAUCGGGGGCGAGGUGUUAGUGGAUUGUACACCUUGAGUACGAACUCGAGAUAUCCGUUUGCGAGGGGGUGAAAGGGGAGAGAGACUAACAAAAAUAUGACUGAUAUUAUUUGCAUUUACGUUAUAGUAAAAUAAAAAUUACACGUGAUA
Molecule: messenger RNA, 1109 nt
Organism: Toxorhynchites rutilus septentrionalis
Lineage: Eukaryota; Metazoa; Arthropoda; Insecta; Diptera; Culicidae
Product: pancreatic triacylglycerol lipase-like
Exons: 2
Coding region: 9-1031 (340 amino acids)
Biological process (GO): lipid metabolic process
Molecular function (GO): lipase activity
Source: RefSeq, a predicted model, not a curated record